Messenger RNA from Ilex paraguariensis (yerba mate), 269 nucleotides. Lineage: Eukaryota; Viridiplantae; Streptophyta; Magnoliopsida; Aquifoliales; Aquifoliaceae. The record is from the annotation of a GenBank genome assembly.
AAACUUUCAAGGAUGAAGAAAAGGAAGUUAAGACGAGUACCCCUACAGAUGUAGAUGACUUAAUAGUGAAAGUCUCUACUAGUGAGGGUGGGACCAAGAGUGUUGAGAACCUCCAAGAUGCUUGUCUAAAACAAGGAGGGAAGUUGCUUUCAUUGAGCUCGAGGCUCAAAACAAGUGAAGAUGAAAAGAAAGCACUUCAUGUGGACUUGUUUAAGUCCAAAGUUCACAUUAUUGAGCUUAAGGAGAAGAAAAAGUCCCUCCAUGAUGAG